UCCCCCGCAUACCGCGCCUUAACAAAUCAAUAAUAACCACUUUCCAUGUGGCUCUCGAAAUUCCCACUCUUACCUCGAACCUUUUAUGUUUUCAAUCCAUUUCUUGCCUUACAACAACAAGCCAACAAAAGUUGUACUACAUGAAAUCCAUAUCAACAAAAGAAUCAUCAAGCAUCAAUAAAGAUAAAUACAACCAGCAAGAAAUUCAUUUAUUUAUUCCCGGUCUAAUACCGGUCAUCAAUGCAAUCAUCAAAGACCCGAAGGGUCAACACUUCAGACAACGAUCCGAUUGGAUCAUUCAAAUUCAAAUUGCCGCAGGCAAUUCAUCAUCAACAAGUCUUGGAAUGCCAACAAUCAGCAAAAUAGCCAAUCAUCAAGGUACUUCAACUACAGAACCAUCGUUACCAACACACCUAGCAAUUCAACAAUCAGCCUUCAAUCAAUUUCUACCUAAGGCAAGUUGUGGUGUUGAAAGCGAGAUAGUUAGAAAUUUGAAUGGCAUUCCACCCGAGACCCAUAUUCAAGAUAAUCAGCCAAGGAGCGUUUCAGUCCCUCCUUGCCUGCUUUUGAAGUUGAGUGAAAUAAAUCCAUGGCAUUUGUGCCAUCGAUCAAUCCAAUUAGGCGCGCCAUAA
Molecule: messenger RNA, 632 nt
Organism: Meloidogyne enterolobii
Lineage: Eukaryota; Metazoa; Nematoda; Chromadorea; Rhabditida; Meloidogynidae
Source: the annotation of a GenBank genome assembly